Messenger RNA from Bombyx mori (domestic silkworm), 8941 nucleotides. Its product is annotated as gustatory receptor 63. Gene Ontology annotation, molecular function: zinc ion binding; nucleic acid binding. Gene Ontology annotation, biological process: sensory perception of taste. The transcript is spliced from 4 exons. Gene Ontology annotation, cellular component: membrane. NCBI's taxonomy places the organism in Eukaryota, Metazoa, Arthropoda, Insecta, Lepidoptera, Bombycidae. The record is from RefSeq and is a predicted model, not a curated record. The coding region runs from base 4353 to 5645 and encodes 430 amino acids.
UUAAAAGGUAAUAUUUAUUAUACUUUGCUGUUUAAAAGACGACAAUAUAACCGUGGAAACCAAACUGUUUAUAUACGAAUAUUCAUAGCAACCAAACAUGGAUUCAAUAAAAAUAAAACCUUUCACAAAUAAGGAUAAUUAUAAAGCUUGGAGAAAGCUAAUUAAAUUAUUGCUGGAUACAAAGGGUAUAAAAAUAGACGAUAAAAAUGAGGAAAAAUUGGAAAAUAAGGGGAAAUUUAUAAUAUUUAGUUAUAUUGAAGAAAAAUAUUUACAUUAUGUAAUUAAUUUGGAAACAAUUAUAGAAAUUUUUGAAAAAUUAGAUUUUAUGUAUGAUUUUAAUAUACAAGGACAAGAUAUAAAACACGUAAUGAAUUUUUUCGAGAUGCAAUAUUCGGGAAACAUAUUAGAAGAUAUAAAUAAAUUACAAAAUAUACAGUUUGAAAUUACGAGUAAAGAGAAUAAAAUUUCAGAACAAACAUUUAUGCACAAAAUUUUAAAUUUAUUGCCGGAAAAAUUUAAUACUUUCAAAUCAAUUUGGAACAAUAUAGACGUAGAAAAGAAAAAUUUAGACGAAUUAACCCGAAGAAUUAAAAAUGAAUUGGAAUUCAUCAAAGAAGACUCUAUCAUAGAAUCUCGAGAAAUUUUAAAAGGAAACGAAAAGAGAUGUUUCAUCUGCAACAAACCAGGGCACAUAGCAAGAUUCUGUAAAAAUAAAAAAUGCGACCUCUGCGGCAAGUCGGGACAUAGUACGGAUGAGUGCUAUAGAAACAAAAUAUGUACCAGGUGUAGUAAGAAAGGGCAUAUAAAGCAAUUUUGUAGAACAUAUAAUUCGGUAAGUGGUAAUUCCAAAUUUAUUAAAAUAAAUGCUAUAUUUGAUUCUGGAGCAUCGUCACAUAUGUUUUCAAGUAAAGAAUUCAUAAAUUUUACAGAAGACAUAGAAGUAGAAAUUAAAUGCAAUAGAUAGUCUAGCCGUGGAAAAAGUACACAUUAUUGAUACAAAAAUAUUUACAGUCGUUUUUUAAUAUCCUUUUGAGUCUCUUUUAUAGUUUUGUUUUAUUGUUGUUAUAAUAGAUGUUAGGAAUUUUACUUUAUUAUUUUGGUUUUAGUUCUUAUAUUAAAAUGAUUGAAUGGUUAAUAAGUAAAAGAAAGUGAGAAAAUUUAAUAAGUGAAAGAUAUUAAGAUAAUGAAAGGUUGUUAUGGAAAUGAAAAGUUAUAUUUGAGUUCGAGUGUUGAAUAAAGCUAUCUGAGGUUAUUUGUUAUGUUAUGUUGUCGUUUGUGAGUGGAGAUAAAGGAGUUAAAGGUAAAAGAGUCGAGUAGGAGUUAAAGGUAAAAGAGUCGAGUAGGAGUUAAAGGUAAAAGAGUCGAGUAGGAGUUAAAGGUAAAAGGAGUAGGAGUUAAAGGUAAAAGAGUCGAGUAGGAGUUAAAGGUAAAAGAGUCGAGUAGGAGUUAAAGGAAGGUUAUAGAGGUUGAGAAGGCGUUUAAGGUUAUUAAAGAGGUUGAGAAGGCGUUUAAGGUUAUUAAAGAGGUUGAGAAGGCGUUUAAGGUUAUUAAAGAGGUUGAGAAGGCGUUUAAGGUUAUUAAAGAGGUUGAGAAGGCGUUUAAGGUUAUUAAAGAGGUUGAGAAGGCGUUAAAAGUUUUAAAUAAACUUGAAGAGUUUAUGUAGGAAGUCGAGAAGGAGUUAGACUAUUAUAGUUAAGGUUUUAUAUAGUGAGUCAAGAGGGAAGUUAAGGUUGAAUGGUAGUAUGGUUGAAUGAAAGUACAUUUUUGAUCGAAUUGGAGUUGGAGAAGUAAGAAAGGAUUAAAGGAAGCGACAUUAAAGAUGGUAUUAAGUUUGAAAGGUUGAAUGAAUAGUUGUUGGUUGAAUUGAGGGAUUAAGUGGAAGUAACGGAAUGUAAGUGGUUGUGAGGUUUUAAGGUAUGUAUGGAAAGUAAUUCAUUUAUGAAGGUCAGGUUAGCGUUAUUCUUUUUUGGUAUUAAAUUAUAGACGGAGAAAAAUGUGUGCAAGUGUUGAGGGGGUGUGUUGGAGUUUGUAUAUUAAAUGUAAUGGCAGGCAACACUUGACACUUGAUUAGAUUUCGAAUAUUGGAAUUAUUUUAAAUGUUUUAAAAAACAGAUCAUUGUAUUCUCGUAAGAAAAUGUCAAUUACUUCUCAUCUAGACACGGCAUGAAAAACAUGUAAUAGUUUUAUAAAAAAAUAUAAAGAUAAAAAUUGUAUAAUGGUGUAAAAGUGUUAAAGCUAUCUGCAAUAUAAUUAUAAUGAAGCAGUUGUGUUUUUAAAUAGCCCCUCAUCACCUACAGAACCCAAUCCCUUCAAAUGUAACCAUCCAACAAGUUGAAAUAGCUAAUCAAUUUAACAUAAGUAAUUGGGUUUUGCAUUGACAUGUUAUUAGAACAAUGAAAUCUCAAGAUGGACAAAAAUGUCUAAGUAAUACAUAAUAAAAUAUAUUAAUAUUUGUUAAGAGUGGGGAUAUCCACCUGAUUAAUCCAUGGAAUAACGGACACACCUAAUCUCUUAACCCAGAUAUUUUUUAAGGUGGGUGGCGCAUUGACGUUGUAGAUGUCUAUGGGCUCCAGUAAACACUUAACACCAGGUGGGCUGUGAGCUCGUCCACCCAUAUAAGCUAUAAUAAAAAAAUUAAAUAUAUUCAUGUUUUGGUUAUAUAUUUUUUAUUUUUGUUGUCAAUGCAUUGUCGAUUGCACCUAUGAUUGAGGUGACAUCUGCCAUGUACUUUUGUCAGUUUUUCAAUGUUUUUUAUUGAUGACUAGUUGACCCGGCAGACUUCGUAGUGCCUCCCUCAAUCGAUAAAUAAAAGACCUAAGCUUUUAUAUAAAAUAAACUUAAAACAAACAAAAGGAAUCCGUCCGACAGGGGUCCACAUCAAAGGAAAAACAAAAUUGCUAUUUUUAUUUAAUACCGAGCAUUUUCAUAUUUAUCUACCUUUUAAACUUUCUCUGGACUUUCACAAAUAAUUCAAGACCAAAAUUAGCCAAAUCGGUCCAGCCGUUCCCGAGUUUUAGCGAGACUAACGAACAGCAAUUCAUUUAUAUAUAUAUAGAUAGAUUACUUUGUUAGUGCAACUACAUAAAUUAAUUAAUUAAAACCAAGGAGUGCAGCCCUAGCAAAUUUCUCUAUUUACACUAAUUUCGUCCCGAAUAACCGCAAUUUCUGGGUAAAUAGGGAUAACACCUAUUUUUACUUUUUUUGCUUAAACUGGAAUGCUAAUUGCAUAGCUUUAAAUUGGAUAACAAAGAUGCCCCCAAGACUGAAUCAUUUUGAUCCUGAUAUAGCAUUUUAAAUGUCAACAACUACCUUAAAAUUUUUCAUCAAGUUGGAAUUUGUCCCGAAUCACGCCGUUUUACCGGUAUAUAGGUCUGUCAUAUAUAAACAGGAAGUUAUUUUAUACACUAGUACACAUAAUCCCGAAAAGCUACGUCCAAAGGCUUAAUUUCAUUUUGUCACAUUUGUGCAAUUUCACAGAUACUAAAACGUUAAUAAACAACCGUUAUAACGUUAUUUUAUACGUACGGACGGAUAGGUGAGUCACGUACUGAACAUGAGAGAAUUUGCUAACACAAGCCCUCGCAAGAACAGUGCUUUGCAGAAUCUACCACAGGAUCGGAAUUGCGAGAAAGUCGGUGAUCUGAUCAUCAGUAUCUAUGGAUUAGUUCGCUCGUCGAACUCGUUUAUUAAAACAAAAAGAACUGAGAGUGGAUUCGGGAAAUCCGACAAGACAUGUGUUCGGACAACGGUGGCUCUGCGUUGGCCCGACGCAUGUGUCGGAUAUGUAGGUAGUUAGCGGCGGCCACGAUAAGGAGGGUCAUGGAUAAAGACAUUAAUGCUUAUUCUGCAUUAAUACGAUAGAAUUGCCUAGUGCAAGCAAUUUCAGAACGGUAUACAUCCAUACAUUAAUAUUGGAAGCGAAGGUGGUUUGUACCGCUUUCGCGUCGCAACCGUUUCGUCGGUAUCAUGAAAUGAUGCGUAUACGUUGUCAGAGAAGAAACAGGAAACGAUAAGGUACCUUUUAUUGAGAAAAAUGUACUUGCGGAAUAGAUUUUGUAGCUUUGCUACCUCAUACAUUCAGGAGAGUAACCUUCACAAGAUGACCUCGAACAUUCUGAGCACAGGACAAGGUCUGUCGAGUCCAUUCGUUAUAUAUGAUAUUAAAUACGAAACAUUAAAAAAAUGUAUAUCACAUUCAUUAGUAGCGAUGAGAUCAAUCAAUUAUUCAAUACUCAACAGUUAUACACAUUUCAAGGGUAUAUUAAAUUGAAACAUUUAUUAUUAGACACUCAUUCUAAUUCAUAGCUCGGUGCCAGUCGUGUCUUUAUGUCGUAAUCGUAUUGUAGGUAACUAUGCAAAUCGGUAAUGCAGUGAUACAUUUAAAGUCAACAAAACUUACUACAAUGAAUACAAUUUCACCAACUACAAAACUGUUAAAAAUCUUCGCACUAAAUAGUAAUAUUGAGGAAAUUGAUCUAAAAUGUUCUACUAAGCUCAGAAUAACCAUGACCGCUUUUGUUCUUUGUUCAUUAAUUUUUUACAGUUUGUAUUACAAAUUCAUCUAUGUAUUUGACUACGUUAAUAUUUCAAUUAAAAUUACGGAUUGCGUUCAAAUGGUGUAUGACUUUUGUCAAUAUAUUGUCGACCUGUAUUUUGUUACGAAUUAUGGAAGAAACAUUAGCUCGGAAUAUUUUCAACAAUACAAAAUUAUUGAUAAAAUACUUGAGGUUGUAUGUUAUGAGAUUAUCAAGCACAGAAUAGUGAAAUUGUUAUGGGUAUUUAUGUGCAUUUGGUUUUCAAGUUCAUGUUUUGACUUCAUAGCUUGGUUUCUGAACUAUGGAUGGAUCACGCCUCUAGUGUAUUCAGUAGCCUACAUUUUCUUACUCAUUAAAAUACUGACCACAUUGGACCUAUCAGCGCAUAUAAUGAAUGUGGAAAUUAGACUGAAGAUGAUUGCUGAUUUAAUACAUCAUUAUUAUAUGAGCUGUGAGGAUAACUUUCAAGCCGAAGAGACUUUGUGUCAUAAGAACUGGUUGAAUUCUAAAGAGCGUGCAAAAUACUAUGAACUACAGUUCAGAAUUCACGCUCUGAAACAGCUUUCUUGUAAUAAUAAUGAAAUAAAAUUGCUAAGCCGUUGCUAUUUAAUGCUUACGGAGCAAGUCGAGAUCAUUAAUAGAAUGUAUGGUUUCCGUAUACUUCUAAAUAGUUUGAGUUUACUCAUUGAUAUGGUUAGAUUUACAAAUAUAUCAGUCCGAAUCAUGAUUGGGUCCCAGAACUUAGCUUAUAACUGUGGUUACUUCCCGGCUGUUUCGAGUAUAUUCCGGCUACUAACAUGUGGUGCGGUCAUAAUUAACUUAGUGAGUCACUGUGAACGGGUCUACUAUCAAAGAACUAGGAUCUGCAACGUCAUAGAUCAUAUGAUCGUGAAUAAAAAUCUCAGUAAGCACAAAACACAUAAUUACAUCAAUCAAGAUUUAUUAAAACUGUCGAGAAUCAACAGAGGCAUUACAGGAAUUCCGAAACUUAGUUCAAAAUCAUCCGAUCGAGUUCAACAUGGCGAAUUUCUUUCAACUAAACUAUUCGUUACUCGUGUCUAUAGCAUCAGUGGUAGUCACAUAUACAAUAAUAUUAUUACAAAGCGUUAACUGAAAAAAAUGCUGAUAUGGUGAUAGCCCUGAGAGGCUAUAUCAGCGUUUCCCUAGCGUGUAGGUGAGCUCUCGGGGCUCAAACCUGAGGUGUUGCUAAGACCGGACCUAGCAAAAGCAGUGCUUCGCAGAAUCUACCAUCGGAUCGGAAACGCGACCCACUGAGAAUGUCCGGCGAGAAAUUCAGUGGGCUGUGUCUUUGGGUUAAUUACUCGGCGAGCCCUUCGUCGCAAGCGAUGGGUUCGACGAAGACGGUGACCGGUGCUUAAGGUACCUAAAAGCACCGUUAAUGGAUCGGAAUGAUCCGUAAUGACGUGUUUAGGGCGAGGGAGGGGCUAAGGGCUUACCCCCUUCUUUUUUUUUCAGUAAUGGGGCCGAAACUCCUACGAGGUAGCGCGCGGGAUAUGUGGGACUUGACGAUCUGCAGGUGUUGGGAGCAGACCGCGGGCCCAAAGAAUUUUAGGGCCCUACCGCACUAAACAACUCCCCUGCACUCUUACAUCUGACGUCCGAUCUCCGUCCGAAGUCAAAACCCGGUCAGAGUAGGGUUGUUCCCGCGGUCAGCGGUCAACACUACAACCAGACACACGGCGCCACCCCGAGGACGCUAGACCGACGGGUCGUCGAGGCGAUAGUCGACGACCAACGACGCCAUUAAUCCUCGGGCGAUGCCGCCGGUGUUCCGGGAUACCCCGCUGGGCCAGAACCAGCCUGCCGGGAUGGAACGCGACAUACCGCCGACGGGGUUGCUCUUCCACAAUAUAUUCGGCGAAUGCGAAGGGCUUACUCUAUCCCCACCCCGGGGAGCCUCAUGGUUAUGUACGGUUAAUGUUUUGACGGUAAUUUUUUUAUUGCUCUUGUAGGCAGACGAGCAUACGACCUACCUGAUAGUCAGUGGUUACCGUUGCCCAUGGACUUCAGCAAUGCCAGGGGCAGAGCUAAGCCGCUGCCUACCGUUAAGUACACUCCACAAGCCUCGUUUGAAGAAUGACAUGUCAUAGCGCUCGGGAAACACCGUGGAGGGGAGCUCAUUCCAAGGCCGGAUGGUACGUAGCAAAAAAUAUCUCUGGAAACGCACUGUGGAUGAACGCUGUGGCUCCAGGUAGUAUGGAUAAACUCUACUCCGGUGGCGGGUAGUGCGAUGGUAAAAAUGAAAUAAUGGAAUCAUCUCAAACAAUUCCUCAGAGCACUCCCCAUGGAACAUACGGUGCGGUACAAAACACAGAGAGAAGCGAAGUCCCUCCGCAGACCCAGAGGUUCCAAAGGUUAGUUAAAGUAGUGUUAAAAUUUCCAUUAUGGUCCAUUAAUUUUUGAGUUCAGGAGGGACAGGUGUAAGGACUUACUCCCUGCACCAUGAAAACCCGCAAAACCCCAUGGUUAAGAUAUCCAUGGUUAAUGUUUUAUAUUAAAAUAGCAUUACUUAGUCUCUCGAAGAGAGCUUCCCUCUGCGCCCUCAGUUUGAAUCCGUUUUAUCUCCGGCGUUGCGGGAAGAACUGCCCUUCCGCGCCGAAGCACGGUCACUAAUGCUCCACUCCGCAGCUUGGGCUUGAUGGUUGCCUCUGGCGACCAUGGGUCUCGCCGGGACGCCUCCCUGGGACCUGGAAGCGGAGGCGCUUGCUGCGGAUUACGCGUGGCGAUGUGAUCUCCGCUCCAGGGGGGAGCCGCGUCCCGGCGCGGCGGAAGUUCGAGCGCGGAAGCUUCAAUCUCGGCGUGCCGUGCUCGAGGCGUGGUCUCGCCGCCUGGCGGACCCCGCCUACGGGCGACGGACCGUCGAGGCGAUCCGCCCGGUCCUCUCGAACUGGGUGAAUCGCGACCGAGGACGUCUCACCUUCCGAGCGACGCAGGUGCUCACGGGACACGGCUGUUUCGGUCGCUACCUGCACCUCGUCGCCCGGAGGGAGCCGACGCUGAAGUGCCACCAUUGCAGUGGCUGCAACGAGGACACGGCGGAGCACACGCUCGCGUGCUGCCCCGCUUUCGCGGAGCAGCGCCGCGUCCUCGUUGCAAAAAUAGGACCGGACUUGUCGCUUCCGACCGUCGUGGCUGCGAUGCUCGGCAGCGAUGAGUCCUGGCAGGCGAUGCUCGACGUCUGCGAGUCCACCAUCUCGCAGAAGGAGGCGGCGGAACGGGAGAGGGAGAACUCUUCCUCCCUCUCGGCGCCGUGCCGCCGCCGUCGAGCCGGGGGUCGGAGGAGGGCGUUUGUCCAGCUCCGGCCCCUAUGAGGAGGCAGUCUCCUCCCGGUGAUGGUCACGGGGCGACCUAAGGGGGCUGAGACUGCGCCGCACGCUACCGUCACUCUAGCGCGCUGGCACCAGGAGGACGGGACGACGCGUCGGCGGCUGCGGACUGCGAUGCGGUCCGCAUUUUCGUCGUCGCUGUCGUCGCCGAACAUACUGUGGAAGAGCAACCCGGUCGGCGGUGUAUCGCGUUCCGACCUGGCAGGCUGGUUCUGGCCCAGCGGGGUAUCCCGGAACACCAGCGGCAUCGCCCGGGCGGCCUGAAGGGCCGCCGUACCGCGGAGACUGACGUCGUUGGUCGUCGACUAUCGCCUCGACGACCCGUCGGUCGGGCGUCCUCGGGGUGGCGCCGCGUGUCUGGUUGUAGUGUUGACCGCGGGAACCCCCCUACUCUGACCGGGUUUUGACCCCGGACGGAGAUCGGACGCCGGGUGUAAGAGUGCAGGGGAGUCGUUUAGUGGGUGGGCCCUAAAUUCCUUGGGCCCGCGGUCUGCUCUCAACACCUGCAGAUCGUUGAGUCUCACAUACCCCGCGCGCCCCCUAGGCGCGGGGACCUCGUAGGAGGUUCGGCCCUCGGCCCGGAAAAAAAAAAAAAUGGCGACCAUGGGUGCAUUGAUUGAUAGAAAUAAAAAAUGUUAAAAAAAAUCUGUCUAAUAUGAAACAGAACUUUCGCAGGUAAAGAUAUUUAUAUAUUUCAUAUGAUUUAAAUUACUUUUUUUCGGAUACCAUAGCAAUACUUGGAGUCGAGGAGUGUCUUUGGAUCUACUCCAAAGACACUCCUCGACUGAGAUCAUCGAAUGAAACCAUGUCAAUAGGUUAGACUCUAGAGUGACAAAGUUUUAAUGCCAUAUUCUGCUCACCACUUUUAAUAUUCAAUCUGGUACACAAAUUUAAAAAUCUACAGAAUUAAGUAGAAACUUGCACUGUUCAAUAUGGAGUAGGAAAGAAAUUUAUGUUGUUUAACAAACAUUUUGUUUCAGAAGUGUGUAUUUAAUAAAGCUUGUAGGUAAUAUAAAUAUUAGUUGUUAAAUUGAGAAAUAAAUGGUUUAUAAAGCAUAA